AUGAUCAAUCGGUCCAGCGGAGAGAUUGGGAGAUUGUCCUUAUUCAACGUGGAAACCACGGUGAAAGUGGUUCUCAACGACGUGUUCGUCCCGCCCGAGUGGUACCUGCCCCUGUCGAUUAACGUCUUACACGCCAACUUGGCGUGCCGUGAACACAGGUAA
Colletotrichum lupini is the source of this 162-nucleotide messenger RNA. RefSeq lists its product as uncharacterized. The transcript has 2 exons. The record is from RefSeq and is a predicted model, not a curated record. The coding region runs from base 1 to 162 and encodes 53 amino acids. NCBI's taxonomy places the organism in Eukaryota, Fungi, Ascomycota, Sordariomycetes, Glomerellales, Glomerellaceae.